AUGCUACAGACGGAAGAGAACUGGAAUCAAUGUCUUCAGACCUUAGAGGGUCAUCUUGCGACAGUCCGAUCAGUUGCCUGGUCACAAGAUAAUACCCGAAUGGCAUCAGGUUCGGAUGAUUACACAGUCAGAAUCCGGGACUCCACUACUGGCCAAUGCGUGUUGAAGCUUGAGGGGCAUACUUAUUUGUUUCCUGAUCAAAGCACAACAGGAUUGCAUCAGGAUCUUAUGAUGGGACGGUUAGAAUCUGGGACCUAG
This is a messenger RNA of Penicillium odoratum, 258 nucleotides long. Its product is annotated as WD40 repeat domain-containing protein. The record is from RefSeq and is a predicted model, not a curated record. Gene Ontology annotation, molecular function: protein binding. The coding region runs from base 1 to 258 and encodes 85 amino acids. Lineage: Eukaryota; Fungi; Ascomycota; Eurotiomycetes; Eurotiales; Aspergillaceae. The transcript has 2 exons.